GCCGGAUGUAAAAUAUAUUUAGCGCCGUAUUCGUUUGUUUUUUCGGGUUGAAAAGUUUUAGGUGGAGUUGUAUGUACUAUUUCGGAAAUAAUAUACUUUUAUUGUGACUUCUUGUGUUUAUGUUGGUAAUUUGAUGGAGAAGCAACAAUAAGAAAAAAAUGUUAUUUGAGAAUUUUUUUCCUCCUGAGAACAUACUUGCUAGCUAAUGCUAAAGUUUUCUGUCUCGCGCUAAAGUCAGUGUUCAUUCGGGAAGUUUCGAUGAGCUUUCAGUUUUAUUUGCCUGUAGUUUCUUCUGACUGAAGGUAUGAACGGUAGUGAUGAAGUGUGCGCUCCGAGUAGGAGCUCAGAGCUGUUCCAAGACCUGCUGGAGCGCCUCAGAGAGAGCCAUGAAAAUGCAGUGCAAGGACUGCAGUUAAAGGUGAAUAAACUGAAGAAGGAGCGUUGUUUUGAUGCACAAAGACUGGAGGAGUUUUAUAACAAGAAUCAGCAUUUACGUGAGCAACAGAGAACACUACAGGAGUCCAUCAAAGUUCUGAAGGAAAGAUUACAAUCUGGACCUUGUGAUCGGUGCAGAGAAACAGAAAAGCAGAUGAAAAAAACACAAGCCAUGUUUGAAAAUCUACCACUCCUUAAUGAACUCCAGUCUGAGAGAAAUAUGCUUAAAGAAGAGAACAGGAAGCUCAGUCAUCAGCUUGAGCAAUUGCGUGGACAAAUUUUCCAGCAGACCUCAUUCUCAGAGCCAGAGGAAGGCAUGAUCCCAGAUUCGCCAAAGAAGUCAAUGUCCUUUCCUGUAGUCAACAAGAUGAAACGCAAGAGAGAGCAGAGCCAUGUUCGCUAUGCUGAAAAACUGCCGUCCCAGCCACUUCCAGACCCUCAGAAAAAAGAGCUACCUACAUCUUUGGACUGCCAUGCUGGAGCUCUGCUUGUUCCAGAGACAUGUGAUAUGGAUGUAACAUGUAUUACAAAGAGCAAUACCAAGAUUCAUGGCAGAACUGUGGUUGCAGAAAGUUGCCAGAUGGACCUAAACUCUGAGCAGAUGCCUGAGAGUCAUGUAAACUUGCCGAACGUGACCAGUGAACCUAAGCACAUGGCAAAGAAUUUCACGAGCUGUCCAUGGGCUGAAGAGCAGAAUAUGGGGAAGAUUCAUGAUGGGCCAAAGUCUUCACAGAAACAGUCUAGCAAGAACAUUGAGCAGGAACCAUGCAAAAGAAGAAGCUGGGAGAUGGAAUGGGCUGUGCCUGAUGCUCCAUUUAAGAGUCCAUGUACUCCAUGCAAGAGUCCUUUGCUGAGCCAGAAUUGCAGUCCAAAUGAUGAGAGCUGGAGCAUGGACCCAGAAGCUGCUCUGUCUCAAUCUGACACAAAUAUCCUUUCUCAUCCAGAGCCCAAAAUACAGGCAGAGACCGUCGACCUGGACUGCACAUAUGUGAGUCAUAGCUUGCUAGUAGCUCACCAAAAACAGACCGAUUUGGACCAGACAAACAGCAUCACAGGAAUAGGGCAAAAGGCUAAUGACAGCUUAGCAAAUGUCUUUGAUACCACUGGGCAUGAAGAUUAUGAGUCCCAACCUCAGAAUGAGAGGAGUACCUUGGGGAAGGAGCAAGUUCUUGAGGAAGAGGAAGAAAGUGAAAAACAGAAGGAGAACAUGAAACAAGAUGAACAGGUGGAGGAAGUGAAGUUUAUGGAUGAAGGAGAGAAACCCAUUGGAGAGUCUACUGAGAGUGCUAAGAACAGGUCUGUUGCUUGUGUGGUAGUUGUUCGCAAGAAAGCUGAACGAAGAAAACUUCAUGGCCACACAUGUAAAGAAUGUGAGAUUUAUUAUGCUGACCUUCCUGAGGAAGAAAGACAGAAGAAACUGUCGUCUUGCUCACGGCAUCGUUUUCAUCACAUUCCUCCUCCUACCCCAGAAAAUUUCUGGGAUGUGGGCUUCCCUUCUACACAGACUUGCAUAGAGAGAGGAUACAUCAAAGAGGACAACCAGGAAGAUCCACGUUUGAGAAGGAGGAAACCCUACCUUGCUACAUUCUCACCAAAAGCUAAAGCAUAGUAAUAGCAUCAUUGUAGUAACACUUCAUAGGGGCUGUUAAUAGCCUCAUCCAAUCUUCAUCUGUACACAGAACAAUACUGCUCUUUAGCCCAUGGAAAAUACUCUUAUAAAUCCAAUUUUGAUCUGGAAGCUAAUUUUUUGCCUAGUAAUUCUAAUACGUUAAAUAUGAUGCAGGUUAUAAAUAUGAAUACUGACAAAAUUGUUGAAAUAAGAAUAAAAUGAACAUUAGUAGUUGGA
Messenger RNA from Neoarius graeffei (lesser salmon catfish), 2281 nucleotides. RefSeq names its product retinoblastoma binding protein 8 (gene rbbp8). Gene Ontology annotation, cellular component: site of double-strand break. Gene Ontology annotation, biological process: DNA double-strand break processing involved in repair via single-strand annealing; double-strand break repair via homologous recombination. Lineage: Eukaryota; Metazoa; Chordata; Actinopteri; Siluriformes; Ariidae. Bases 305 to 2044 code for a protein of 579 amino acids. The record is from RefSeq and is a predicted model, not a curated record. Gene Ontology annotation, molecular function: single-stranded DNA binding; Y-form DNA binding; double-stranded DNA binding. The transcript has 18 exons.